Messenger RNA from Blepharisma stoltei, 1687 nucleotides. The record is from the annotation of a GenBank genome assembly. Lineage: Eukaryota; Ciliophora; Heterotrichea; Heterotrichida; Blepharismidae.
AUGGAAUUUGUCCCAGAAGAUGGAGACAUAACAAUACAUUAUUACUGGCCUUCAGGAUCUAAGCUAGAGCUACAGAUUUAUUUUAAAAAAGGGGAACAUAUAAAAUCAGCUUUAGACAGACUUUUUGAAUCAGAAGGAAUCACAUAUGCAAUAUUUCCAGACAUCAUGAGAAUAGUUAGUGAUAUAUUCUUAUAUGAGAGGAGAAAUCCUCUAGCAAGCUUAUCAUCCCCAGGAGUUUUUCCUAAGAGUGGAAAUGAUCAAGAAAAUCACCAUUGGAAAUCAUAUUCACAAUUGUUCGAAAGUGCUUCAUCAUUAUCAAGUUUAUUGCUCAGAGAGAAAGAGCUGGCUAAAUGCUUAAAAGACAGUUCAGAUAAAAGAACAAAAUUGCUUAUACACGAAGAAAAUAGAUAUGCACACGAACUAGCAGGAAUUGGACAAGAUGAGCAUAAAGAGAUUGAUUCAGUGCAUAAAGAAGCAGUUGAUGCUAUUGAAAAUGAGUUUUUGAGAACUCAAGCAAGCUUGAAAGAAGAAUUUUGGAAGUAUGUUGAAAUUGCUGAGCUAACUCCCCCCCCCCUCCAUGAGUGAACAAAACCAUAGAAAAAUCCCUAUUUUUGCCCAAAAACCCACCCUCCAUGAGUGAACAAAAAUUUUUUUAAUAGAAAAGGUUUUUAUGGAAAAAAAUUUUGAUAUAUAAGUGAUAAUUAUUAUAAUAAAAUAUCAAGCUAAUUCUUUUAAUUUUAAACAAAUUGCGUUUUAAAACAUAAAUUUUUUAAAUUAAAUUAAUUUUUGCUUUCCAAUUUUUAUAGAAGUGAGAUUUUUUUUAAAUUUCGAAAAACAAAUUUAUAUAUAAUUUUGUUUAAAAAAACAAUUAACCCCCCUCCGUGAGUGAACAAAAUUUUUUUGUUCACUCACGGAGGAGGGGGGAGUAAGCAAAAAUACUCCGAGCGAUCCAAUACUUCAGCUGGAAAUUCCCAAUUCCAAGCCUUUUUCCCAUGAAAUUACCGUAAGUAUAGGCGCUCAAGCCAAAAGAAAAUUUAUUUUAGGUGUUGCUGAGUCUGACGACAUCUGUGACAUCCCUAUAAUCCCAAUAAAAAAUAAUUCUUAUUUUGAAAAUCCUCUAUCACAAGAAUCAGAAAGUGCCUCAGAUAUAGAAGAAUCAUCGACCCAUAUAUCUCACCCAGGAAAUGUCUAUAAAAGAUACAUUUCUGCAUUAGUCCUUCCUUACUCUUAUCAAGAUUCACUUAUACACAUUGUCCCUGAGCUUAUACGCUGUAGUGAAGAAAAGCCUGAGCUUCAUUUCGCCCCAAUUCGCUAUCAAAUAAAUAACGCUGAAUCUUCUUCUAAUGGAGAACAAAUUAUUUUCACUAAGCAUUCUAAUAUAAAAGGCAUUGAAGGAGCAUUCCAUAUCCCAGAAAACAGAAUAACAAUGGUUAAAGAUGUCAUUAUUUAUGCAAAUUUGCAAGGUGCUAAGCAUCUAAUUAUCCCAAUUCCCGAAUGGACGGAAACUGAAGCUAAUAAAAAUCCAGUGGAAUUAGUCAAAAUUAUUAAAACUGGGAUGAUUGAGAGUGGAGGAGGAGACUUAGAAAUUGUGAGCUUUACAAUAGAAAGUGAUGAUGAUGCUAUGAGAAAUGUGCUUUUGAAAAAUAUACAGGAAGUGUUUGCUGAGUCUAUUAUCAGAGUGGAUUAG